Messenger RNA from Belonocnema kinseyi, 953 nucleotides. RefSeq names its product pupal cuticle protein G1A-like. The record is from RefSeq and is a predicted model, not a curated record. Lineage: Eukaryota; Metazoa; Arthropoda; Insecta; Hymenoptera; Cynipidae. The annotation marks the transcript as partial. The transcript has a single exon.
UUCCAGAUUUUAGCACUCGCAACCCUAUUGGCAGUAGCCAAUGCUGGUGAGAUCGCCACAGCGACAGGAGAUUAUGGAAGCAUCAGCUACAGUCAGGAAUCGCCAUCUUACGGAUUAGCUCAUGGAGCUACUUACGGUUAUGCUCAGGUUGCUCCAGUUAUUUCUGGAUAUGCUAAUGCCCCAGUUGUUGCUAAGACUGCCUACGCUACACCAUCUUACGGAUAUGCUCAAGCUGCUCCAGUUUUAGCUCAUGGACCUUCUUAUGGAUAUGCUCAGGCUGCACCAGUUGUUGCUAAAACUACCUACGCUACACCAUCUUACGGAUACGCUCAAGCUGCUCCACUUUCUUAUGGAUAUGCUCAGGCUGCACCAGUUAUAGCUAAGACUGCCUACACUACACCAUCCUACGGUUAUGCUCAAGCUGCUCCAGUUUUAGCUCAUGGAGCUUCUUAUGGAUAUGCUAGUGCCCCAGUUGUUGCUAAGACUGUUUACGCUGCACCAUCUUACGGAUAUGCUCAAGCUGCUCCAGUCUUAGCUCAUGGACCUUCUUAUGGAUAUGCUCAGGCUGCACCAGUUGUUCCUGAAUAUACUAGUGCCCCAGUUGUUGCUAAGACUACUUACGCUGCACCAUCUUAUGGAUUAGCUCAUGGACCUUCUUAUGGAUAUGCUCAGGCUGCACCAGUUGCUGGUGGGUAUGCUAGCGCCCCAGUUGGUCAUGCCAGUUUCGCUGGUAUUGGUGCAAACUAUUCUUGGUAAACAAAAAACUAUAUACCCAAGAAUGAUCUUAAAUUAUUUUUUUGUUAUUUUCCUGAUGCAUGUUCUAAAUGCGAGUUUGCGUCAGAUCUGAUAGACUGGAACUUUUAAUGUACCUUUUUAUGUUGAAUGAAUAUUAUGUGUUGCUGGUGUGCACUGGUAUGUCGUAUGCGAAACGUUAUAUUUGCCCGCUCUGUAAA